UCUCGAGCAGUGGACACACCACACUCACGCCGUCCAACUAGAAUAAAUACAAAUCGCCAUGUGGGUGCCGAGAUUACUGGGUCGAACGACACUGAGUCAACUGAAGACCGUGAAUUCCGUCCAAUUUUGCCGACAAAUUAGUGCCAAGAUCGUCAAUGAAACGAAUAUAGAAGUUCAACCGGAUGUAGAAAGUAAACCUCUGACUUUCCCUGGUGUUUGGCUGAGGGAUAAUUGUAAGUGCGAAGAUUGCUACCAUGGAAGCUCCAAGUCGCGUAAGCUAGACUGGGAUAACUUUGAUACUCGGAUACGACCAGUCAGCUUGAGGACAGAUGAGGCAUCCAAGGAGGUAUUGGUAAAGUGGAGCGAUGACCACGAGAGCAGGUUUACCCUGGAGUGGCUAAAGAACCGAAGUUUCGAGAAUGCCAAACAGAGAGAAUACCUAAGGGAGUUCUAUAGACCCACGACCCAGCACUGGUCGGGUAAGGAGUUUCCAGAGGUUUACCAGCAUUUCAGCUAUGACGAGGUGAUGUCUCAGGAUUCAGUGCUGAUGAAAUGGCUUCAGGCUUUGGCUGUUUAUGGAGUGGCCUUACUACGUGGUGCUCCUCUCGAUGAGGGAGUGGUCCGACGACUGGCCGAGCGUGUGGGUUUCAUAAGGCGAACCACCUAUGGCGAGGAGUUUGUGGUCCAAGCUAAGCCUGGUGCCCAGAACUUUGCCUAUCUAUCCCUGCCACUGCCACUACACACGGAUCUGCCGUACUAUGAGUACAAGCCGAGUGUCAAUAUCCUGCACUGCGUCGUCCAAACGGACUCGCCGGGUGGCAGUAAUAUGCUGGUGGAUGGCUUCCACAUUGCUGAUAUCUUGAAACGUGAUCAUCCCGAGGAUUUCGAGCGACUCUGUCGGGUGGUGGUGGAUUGGAACGAUAUUGGGAGUGAAGAUGGCAGGGAGUUCCAUAAUAUUUGGAGGGCGCCAGUCAUUUGCCUGGAUGCCGAGGGUCGCUAUACACGGAUUAACCACAGUGUACCACAACGGGACAGUCACUUCAAUGUGCCGCUGGAGGAGGUCCUUCCAUGGUACGAAUCCUAUGCCCGUUUUGUCCGCCUGGCAAUCGCCGAUAGUCAUGCCUUCAAGACUCGACCCGGUGACGUCCUGACCUUUAACAACAUCCGCCUGCUCCACGGACGAACCGGCUACGAUGAUUCCGAGCAGAAUCCCCGCUACAUAGUUGGAGCCUAUCUGGACUGGGACAUUAUAUAUUCACGACUGCGGGUGCUGAAAAAGAAACAAUCAGGCUGGAGGGGAGGCCAAUAAAAGCCAACAACGAGAUGACAUAUUUUCCAAGCCAUUUGAUGUGCAAGCUUCUCAUUUGAAUAGUUACCCCCCGCCCAAAGCCCGACAGCGGAUUUUGGAGCGCCAACACAUAUGCUCCUGUAGUCAGAAUCCAAAAUCCUGCCGCCAGCAUACAGAAUCCUCCUAAUCCGGUUUAGCUUUGGGCGCCAAUUUCGGCAGUUAAACCAGCUCAAGCGCAAAAAUGAAAAGUUGUAAAAAAUCGCGAUGAUCCAGGCCCAGGCCCAGGCCCAGGCCAACAAAGAAAGAAAGAAAAUGUCACCAAGUUAGGGGGGAAAAUAAUGGACGGUGAUGUCUUGGCUUAUUUGCAUCAAGGCAUUGCCUGACAAAUCGUUUGUGAAAAUGAUUGACAUGGGGGAGUUAGGGCUUAUAUAGGGGAAGCGGGCGGGACAGAUUGGCCCAAACAGGUUGAGAGUGUCAAAAAAAAGGAAAACCCUCUUUUUAGUAAGAAUGAAAUAUUUAAUAAACCAACAUGUGCUUAGCACUUUCUUCCCGUGUAGUUAGCAUCCACUUUUCCCGCUGUGGAAAUCUCAGUUUGUAGAGUGUAGAGUGCAUUAACCUUAAAUAGCGCCCAAUAAGGGGCGUCGUUAAUCGCUCGACACGUGUUUCCAGGUCCUUGGAAAUACCAGCACCUCGGGAUCCUCGAGAAGUACCCUAACUGAAUGGGCCUGAAAGUACUUGAGGCAACCCGGAAACGUAGCCGUAAAAAGUGUAACCUUAACCGAAAGCCCCCCAAACAAAAUGAGAAUCUUACCCCAACGGCUGGAAAACUUCUAUGCCAAUUUCCUUUUAAAUAUUUUAUAGGGCCCCAUUAUGCCUACUUAUGUCUUGUUAUAGUAAUAAAAAAAAAUUUAAAAGUG
Drosophila eugracilis is the source of this 2205-nucleotide messenger RNA. Its product is annotated as gamma-butyrobetaine dioxygenase. Gene Ontology annotation, molecular function: oxidoreductase activity. The record is from RefSeq and is a predicted model, not a curated record. The coding region runs from base 59 to 1309 and encodes 416 amino acids. Gene Ontology annotation, cellular component: mitochondrion. NCBI's taxonomy places the organism in Eukaryota, Metazoa, Arthropoda, Insecta, Diptera, Drosophilidae. Gene Ontology annotation, biological process: carnitine biosynthetic process. The transcript has 2 exons.